This is a messenger RNA of Bathycoccus prasinos, 1134 nucleotides long. Its product is annotated as 3'5'-cyclic nucleotide phosphodiesterase family protein. The coding region runs from base 1 to 1134 and encodes 377 amino acids. The transcript has a single exon. NCBI's taxonomy places the organism in Eukaryota, Viridiplantae, Chlorophyta, Mamiellophyceae, Mamiellales, Bathycoccaceae. Gene Ontology annotation, molecular function: 3',5'-cyclic-nucleotide phosphodiesterase activity. The record is from RefSeq and is a predicted model, not a curated record. Gene Ontology annotation, biological process: signal transduction.
AUGUGCGUGCUGUGCGCGAUCGUGAACGCCCUGGAGAAGGCGAAGAAGAAAAUUCCACUCUCCUUUUCGAAUGCAAAGGAAGAGGAGAAGAAGAACGUCGAAGAACGUUUGAACGGGAACACUUCUUCGUCUCUUUCGUUCGUGGAUGAGAUCAUAAAUGAGAAGAAAAAAAAGCGCGUUGACACAAACAAAAAUGUUUCAAAAGAAUCGCUCGAGGAGGAGUUGAAAGAGCUCAGGAAUUGGUCUUUCGAUGCUUUUACGUACGCGUCUUCGAAAGAUAAAGAGUUCCCUUUGGCUCGAUUGUUUAUGGCCGCGUUCGAUGUCUUCGCGAACGGAGGCGUUGGCGAGAGGAAACGAGAGGACGUGAAGGAAAUAUUCGCUUUAAUCAAUCGCGAGAAGUUGUUCGAAUUCGCGCAAAGCAUCGAGCAUGGGUACGUGGGUGUCGAUGCGUUGCCGUAUCACAACGUCGCGCACGGUUGUGAAGUCGUGCACGCGACAUUUGCGAUUUUGACGGACGUGAUUACCGAGGAGACGGUCAUGGAUCCGCUCUCGGUGUUUUCGUUGCUCGUCGCAGCAAUCGGGCACGAUUGUUAUCACCCGGGGUGCGAUAACGCGACGUUGGCGAAAGAUCGCGUAGAUAUUAAGCGACGGUAUAACGGCCAAUCGCUCUCGGAAAUGGUUUCGUGCGAAGUCACUUUGGAGUUGUUGCGAAGGUCAGGCGCGUUGCAGAGCGACGAUGGUUUAACGACUUCUCAAAUCGCAUUCGUCGAAGAUGUCGUGGCGACGAGUAUUCUGAGCACGGAUUUAUCGAAACACGAGGAAAAUUUGAAGAAGAAUACGGCUGAAAACGCUGCUCAGAUCGUGCUCAAAUCGGCAGAUUUGGCGCACUUUGCUCGUCCGCGAGAAGUACAUUUGAAGUGGGUUCACGCGGCUAUGGAUGAGCAAAGGAGAAAUACGAAACGGCAGGUUGGUGUGAAGGACGGUCACGUUGAUUGGAAAAAUCAAGUUUUUUUCGCGGAAACGUUCGUACUUCCAACGUUCGCGACGCUUUCCGGAAACGUCUCGGUAGGCUCCACACCGAUGUACGAGUAUGCAAAAACGAACGUCGAGAAAUCGAGAGAACUUAUCGUUUGA